Molecule: messenger RNA, 3487 nt
Organism: Mya arenaria
Lineage: Eukaryota; Metazoa; Mollusca; Bivalvia; Myida; Myidae
Product: probable RNA-binding protein 19
Exons: 25
Coding region: 250-3057 (935 amino acids)
Molecular function (GO): RNA binding
Source: RefSeq, a predicted model, not a curated record
UUGCAUUUCAUUAUUGUAUAUGUUAUGUGCUGUUUUAAUGUUUGGUUAGUAUGAUUAUUUGUGCUAUAAUUUGAAAAAUUUCCAUGAACUUGAAUAAAUCUACAUAAUCGUAUAACACUUGUUAUACGAUGUCUCCAAGAGUGGUACGAUAUUGAAGUGGUACGAAGUCUCCGACAUCCUUAAAAACUGUUGAUUGCUGCCACACAUGUUGACAAAAUUAUCUUUGACGUAUAUUGACAUUUUAUUAAGAUGUCUCGCUUAAUUGUGAAAAAUCUUCCGAACGGGAUAAAAGAAGAGCGGCUCAGAAAACACUUUGGAGUGGUUGGUCCGGUUACAGAUUGCAGCCUAAAGUACACAAAGGAUGGAAUGUUUAGAAAGUUUGCCUUCAUUGGAUUCAAGACUGAGGUGGAGGCUAAGGCCGCUGUAAAGCAGUUCAAUAAAACCUUCAUUGAUACAGCCAAGAUUCAGAUUGAGGUUGCUCGGGACUUUGGAGAUGCUAACAAGCCUCGGGCUUGGAGUAAAUACGCCAAGGACAGCUCUGCUGGUCAGAGAAAUAUGCCAGUCAGGCCAGACAGCGAGAAAGAGGAAGAUGAGAAGAAAAGUAAGAAAAAGAAGAAGAAAAAGAAGGAUAACCCAGUGGUGGAUGAACUGUUGAAAGACGUAAAAGAUGACCCAAAGUUCAGUGAGUUUCUUGAAGUCCAUCAGAGCCGUAGUACCAAACCUGUUUGGACCAAUGAGAGCGGCCAACAGGAAAAGGGGGAGGGGUCAGGGGGUGAACAGGAAGGAGAAGGGGAUGAAGAGGUGGAGGAGGGGGAGCUAGGGGGCGUGCCAGGUGGGCGAGGCUCAUUGGACGAGGAUGAGGAUGGGAGUGAUGUGGAGAUGGCUGAGAAAGAGGAUGAAGAAGUAGAGCUGAAAGAAGAAAAGCACAAGGCGGCAAUAAAGAAAGGUCUUUCAGAUCUUGAUUAUCUGAAAUCCAAGAUAUCAAAGGAGCCUGAAGACGCAGAAAAAAAUACCUCAAAAUUGCAACCUAAUGCAAAGGGUGAAGUAUCAACUGCUUUUAUGAUGAGGUUAAAAGGUCUUCCUCUAAAAUCCGGGGAGAAAGCUGUUCGAGAGUUCUUCAAUCCACUGAAAAUUGUGAGGAUGAGAAUUCCGAAGAGUGCAUCAAAUAAACCGAUGGGCAUAGCAUAUGUAGGAUUUAAAACUGAGAAGGACCUGGAUGAAGCAUUACGAAAAAACAAGAACUUCAUUGGUGGUAAAAGAGUGUUUCUGAAGAAAGCUGAAUCAGAAGAAAUGCCGAAAUCUGAGCCAGAGAAACUGCGGCCUUGGGAGUUAAAGAACCAAGAUGGAGAUAAUACAGAAGGCAUUGCAGAGACAGGGCGGUUGUUUGUCAGAAACCUCUCCUAUUCCUGCACAGAAGAUGACUUGGAGGCAGAAUUCAAGAAAUUUGGUCCUUUGACAGAGGUUAAUCUUCCUGUGGACUCUUUAACGAAGAAAGUGAAGGGGUUCGCGUUCAUCACAUACAUGAUGCCAGAACAUGCUGUCAAGGCUUUUACAAAAUUAGAUGGGAAAGUAUUCCAGGGAAGAAUGCUUCAUAUUUUACCUGGUAAAGAAAAGAAAGAAGAUGAGGAAGAAACUGGAGAUGGCUUAUCAUUUAAAAAGCAGAAACAAGCAAAACAGAAAGCUGCAGCAUCCAGUUCUCACAACUGGAACUCAUUGUUUCUGGGAGCCAACGCAGUGGCUGAUGUCCUUGCAGAGAAAUACCAGACAAGCAAAAGUGAUAUACUGGAUCAUGAGAUGAAGGGCAGUUUAGGGGUAAGGAUGGCCCUUGGAGAAACUCAGAUUGUACAGGAAACUAGGGACUUCCUCACUGAGAGUGGCGUGGCGCUGGACUCGUUCAGUCAGCCAAACGCGGCCAGAAGUAAAUCAGUGAUUUUAGUCAAGAACUUGCCAGCAAAGACAGAAAGGUCAGAGAUUGAGCAAGUAUUCUCCCCGUAUGGUACGCUAGGAAGAGUUCUUAUACCGCCAUCAGGGAUAACAGCCAUAGUUGAGUUUGUAGCUCCGACUGAGGCAAGGGCUGCAUUUACCAAACUAGCCUACAGAAAGUUCCGCCACGUUCCUCUGUACCUGGAAUGGGCUCCCAUGUCAGUGUUUACCUCCCCUACACCGGAGCAGGGAACCAAACAAGAACAGCAGGCUGGGAACCAAGAGGAAAACAAAUCUGAAGAUGUGGAGAUGAAGGAAGGGGCUAAAGAUAAAAAACAAGACAAAUCAGAGAAAACAAAUGAACAACGAACUGAGAUGAAACCAGAGUCGACCAAUGAUAAAACAAAAGAAAAAGAAGAGGAUGAGGAGGAUGAGGAUGAUGAAGUGGGCAGCGUACUGUUUGUUAAGAACCUCAACUUCAACACCAUGGAUGAGGCCCUGAUACAGCACUUCUCAUCAUGUAAAACUUUCAAAUCUGCAAGUAUCGCCAAGAAAAAGGACCUCAAAAAUCCUGGACAGCAACUCUCCAUGGGCUACGGGUUUGUGGAGUUUCGGAGCCCAAACGGAGCCCAGGAGGCCCUGAAGACCAUGCAGCAUACAGACCUUGAUGGGCAUGUGCUGGAAGUGAAGAUUUCUAACAGGACCACUGCUAGUUCCCAGUCAAGUCAGACCAGCCGGAAAAAGCAGAAGGAAGGCAAACAGAGGACAACUAAGAUACUCGUCCGGAACAUACCCUUUGAGGCAAAGAAACAUGAAAUAGCUGAACUCUUUAAAGUAUUUGGUGAGCUGAAGACAGUGAGGCUGCCCAAGAAGAUGGGAGGUACUGGAACACAUCGGGGAUUUGGCUUUGUGGACUUUCUCACUAAGCAAGAUGCCAAGAGAGCGUUUGAGGCUUUAUGCCAGAGUACCCAUUUGUACGGACGUCGAUUAGUACUGGAGUGGGCAGACACGGAGGAAGAUAUCGACGACAUUCGCAAACGUACAGCUGACCACUUUCAUGAAACAGAUACGAGUGGAAAGAAAUUUACAAAGGCUGGAUUGAAAGAAAGUUUAGAAACAUCUCUUGCAGACUGAUCAUGUUUAAUAUUGAACAUUUUGUUGAGUUUGAAAAUGAAUCUACAUGAUGUAAAGUGAUUGUCUACAGUGAAAUGUAAAACAAACAUGUUUAUGUACAUGUGUGUAAGCCUUUGGCAUUCUUUGUUGAUAGAGACUAUUUUUUUACUGCAUAUAGUUGUGACGUCAUCAGCGGCAAUGAGUCCCGUGGAUGUAAAAGUGUCAUAUUCAAAUGUUCGAGAAACUGUUUCUCAGAAGCAGACAAACAGUUUGGAUAUUUAUUAUAAAAUCCCUGAUUCGAUUUCAAUAAUGUCUUUUGUAAUAAGCUUUGUUGACUUCUGUUCGUUGACGAUGUCACAAUUAAUACACAAUUGUGGCAAAGUGAUGCAUGUGUUAGAGGACUGUAUAUACUGUAAAUUAAUACGGGAAUAGAAUAAAAUGACUGUUGAAA